UUGAUCCUUGCGCUCCACUUCAUAUAUACAUUCAACAAUUUUACUCCUAAUAGAAAUCCACAACUUAAUUUCUUCCAAUAUAUAUUUGCUCCUUCCACUCAUUAUACACACACACAUACACAUACACUAAUCAUGGAAGACGAUAGCAACGCUCCCCGGUGGAAUAUGAGAGCGAAGCGUUCCAAGCGACCUCCGCCGCCGCUGCAGCACGAUGAUGAAAUUGCCGCCGCGGAAGCCCUAAUUCUGCUUGCUAACUCCGGCGGCGGCUUCUGUGCGACGGCGAUCGACUCCGCUUCAACAACCAUUCCUCCCAAGAAGCAUGAAGAAGUCUCUGACUCCGCCGUGAUCGCCAAGAAGCAAGAAGCGGCCUCUCCCGAUACGCCUCUACCGCCGCCAUCCUACCAUUGUUGGUUGUGCAGUAGGGUUUUCCAAUCGUCCCAAGCACUCGGCGGACACAUGACCAGCCACCGCCUCAAGAUUUCGGACGAUAAAGACCGCUGCAACUCCGCCGCCGCGAGCGCAAGGAUUCACGAAUGUUCCUGCUGCCAUCAGACGUUCGCGACCGGUCAGGCUUUGGGCGGUCACAAGCGGAAGCACUACGAUGGACCCACGCUCGCCAGAAAACUCCCCUCAACUUCCGUCAACCGCCUUGCCGGGGAUAGUGGCGGAGAGAGCUCCGACGCCGCCGGCGCCACCAGCCACGCCAGACCAAUCAUCGACUUGAACCUGCCGCCGUCUCCAGAUCAUAUAUAGAAUUAUUGGUUGAACCCUAAUUUUGCUAUAUAUAUUUGAAGUUUCAUAAUUAAAUUAAAUUGGCUCAUUCUUUUUUAGUUGUGUAAUAGGUGUAAUAAUAUUAACACCGAUACUGUUGUUUCUCGGUUUUGUAUAUAUAUCCUAUUCGAAAAAAGUACAU
Salvia miltiorrhiza (redroot sage) is the source of this 913-nucleotide messenger RNA. Its product is annotated as zinc finger protein AZF3-like. The record is from RefSeq and is a predicted model, not a curated record. The transcript has a single exon. Lineage: Eukaryota; Viridiplantae; Streptophyta; Magnoliopsida; Lamiales; Lamiaceae. Gene Ontology annotation, molecular function: DNA-binding transcription factor activity. The coding region runs from base 133 to 753 and encodes 206 amino acids.